GUGUGGUGGUACCAAUGGUCACGCCACGAGAGAGGUCCAUAAAAUGUGUGGAUAGAAACCACAGUUUCUCUGUAGCCAUUGAAUUCCACGUUUUAUCUAUCCUUUGCUCACUAGCGUUGAGAAACUCGCGCCAUGGCUGCUACCAUGACAUGGAAACUCUCACUGCUUCUGAGCCUUCUCUCAGUUUCAUCACUUGAGAAUGUUGGGGCAGUUCCCCCAACGUGCAAGCGCAUAGAGUGUCCCAGCUAUGACGUCAUACAAGUUGGCAAUGGCUACGAAAUCCGCCGCUAUAAUUCACCCGUUUGGAUUUCCAACACUCCCAUUCAAGACAUUUCUCUCGUUGAAGCCACUAGAACCGGCUUUUUGAGGCUAUUUGAUUACAUUCAAGGUAAGAACAACUACAAGCAGAAAAUUGAGAUGACAGGGCCGGUGAUCUCUGAAGUUUUACCCAGUGAUGGACCCUUCUGUGAGUCCUCAUUUGUUGUGAGCUUCUAUGUGCCAAAAGAGAACCAAGCAAACCCGCCACCUGCAAAGGGCCUUCAGGUUCAGAGAUGGAAAACUGUGUAUGCAGCAGUUAGACAGUUUGGUGGAUUUGUCAAAGAUACUGAUGUUGGAGAGGAAGCUGCAGCCUUGAAGGCUAGUAUUGCUGGCACUAAGUGGGGUGCUGCAGUUGAGAAAAGCAAGAGUGCUGGGCAUGCUUCUGUUUACACUGUCGCACAGUACAACGCCCCUUUUGAAUAUGAUAACAGGGUGAAUGAGAUAUGGUUCUUGUUUGAUAUUGAAAGUGGACUUCAAACCAUGUGAAAACAUAUGUAUAUACCAGACAAGGUAGCAUAUUAGCAUCUAAGCUUUAAACAUGAAAGCAAUAUGCAGACUGCGGACUGAGGUUUCUGGACAUGUUGAAUGGAUGAAUAAAGUGUUUAACAUUUAGCUAAAACAAUGUUUUCUUA
This is a messenger RNA of Cajanus cajan (pigeon pea), 950 nucleotides long. RefSeq lists its product as uncharacterized. NCBI's taxonomy places the organism in Eukaryota, Viridiplantae, Streptophyta, Magnoliopsida, Fabales, Fabaceae. The record is from RefSeq and is a predicted model, not a curated record.